This is a messenger RNA of Dovyalis caffra, 483 nucleotides long. NCBI's taxonomy places the organism in Eukaryota, Viridiplantae, Streptophyta, Magnoliopsida, Malpighiales, Salicaceae. The record is from the annotation of a GenBank genome assembly.
AUGAAAGAUGCUAUUUUCUUAUGGGAAGACGGAAGGUCCUGGAAAGAUUUUGAAGGUAUCAAUGAAAAGCGCGGUUUUCUAAUUGAUGGAGAUAAAUACAGGGUCCAUGCUAAGGAAAUCAAAUCUGAUUUUCCUGAUUUCAAUCUUUUUAGUUCUAUGCUGGAAAAAUCUGCAGCGAGAAAGCUUGAGGAAAGGGUUGAUGAUGUGGAUGCUACGGUAGAAUCUGACGUGGCUGCUGACAUGAUAGCUCAGUUGGAUGAUACUGGCCUAAUCCUUUGGGAUGCUUCAAAGACAGAAACAACUGACUCUGAUUUUAAAAGGAACUCUUUAGCUGGCAGUUUGGGGCGUUCAAGAGUGAUGGACUCACAGUUUCAUGUGGUAGCUGAACUUUCGGGAGCAAUCAUAGGAGUUCAUGAGGAGGAUCGUAGAAACGAAGCAGCUGCAACUAUUAAGAAGCAAAUCGACAGAAAGGAAAAGGAGUGA